CUGGAUGUUAGCGGGUGGGAGGUGCGGCCGGGUUGCUACAGCAGGAGCUGGGCGGUGGCGGGUGCUGCUGGUGGAGCCCGAGGCGGCGCGCCAUGGAGGGGCUGGAAGAAAGUGGAAGUGUCCAAGUUGGAGAAUUGUUGCCUUGUAAGAUUUGUGGAAGAACAUUUUUUCCAGUAGCACUGAAAAAACAUGGACCCAUUUGCCAGAAAACUGCCACUAAAAAAAGGAAGACUUUUGAUUCAAGCAGGCAGAGAGCUGAAGGAACUGAUAUUCCAACAGUCAAACCUCUUAAACCUAGGCCAGAACCACCAAAGAAACCAUCUAAUUGGAGAAGAAAGCAUGAAGAAUUCAUUGCCACCAUAAGAGCAGCCAAAGGUCUUGAUCAGGCACUUAAGGAGGGAGGCAAACUUCCUCCCCCUCCUCCACCUUCUUAUGAUCCUGAUUAUAUUCAAUGUCCUUAUUGCCAGAGGAGAUUCAAUGAAAAUGCAGCAGAUAGACAUAUAAAUUUUUGUAAAGAACAGGCAGCCCGUAUUAGUAAUAAGGGCAAAUUUCCUACUGAUACCAAAGGAAAACCAACUUCUCGGCCACAGUAUAAGCCAUCUGCACUUAAAAAAUCUCCUGGAACUACAUCAUCAGCAUCGUCCCGAUUACCACAACCAAGUACCACUAGCAAAACUGUUAUAGGUAUGCCUUCGGGUAAAGUGUCUUCUUCAGUUAACAGUUCUUUGGGAAACAAACUUCAGAACUUAUCUCCUUCUCAUAAAGCAAUAGCUGGCCCUCAGGCAGGAGCUAAUAUCAAACCUCGAAAUACUACACCUCCUAGUUUGUCAAGAAAUUCUGCAGCAGGUGUGCUUACCAGCAAAAGAAAAACAUUUCCUGAGAGCUACCUAGCCAGGCCAGAUGGAGACUAUACAUCUUCAGUUAAUGGUGGAAACAUUAAAGGCGUUGAGGGAAAUUCAUCUGGACACUUACCAAAAUUCUGUCAUGAGUGUGGAACAAAAUACCCUGUUGAGUGGGCAAAGUUCUGCUGUGAGUGUGGCAUUCGAAGAAUGAUUCUGUGACCAUCUUAAGAACACACAAGGGCCAGGUUCAGAGUUUUAUGAGUAUUGCUGCUUGGACACCUAGAGCACUUAGUUUUAUGAGUAUUGCUGCUUGGACACCUAGAGCACUUCCUGUGUUUUGUUUUGUUUUUUUCCUAAAGCUAUUCACAAUACCCUUUUCUUUAAUUUUUUUAAUAUAAUCCUUUGGCUGUGUAAUGUAUGUCUGUAUAUAUGUAUAUAUAGCCUGUAUAUAAUAAAUAUGUGAUUCCUCCAACCUGUUUCAUUCAAGAAAUAUUCACCUUUCAGAAAAUAAUUUCAAAUGGAAUCAUUUCUUUGGUCUCUCUGGUUGUUGAACACAUUCUGUGUAUACACCUCCACAAACUCUUACAGACUAGACUUGAUGAACUGCAAGCUUUAGGAUAAUCACACCUUUGAGAAGAAAAAUCAGAAUAAACAUUGUUUUUGGUACCUGCACCAAUAGCAUUAUACUGAAAUGGGAUAUUUGGGAUUUUGUUUUAAAGUGAAUGCUAUAUAGUUAUUAACAGUUGUUGUAAGGUCAUUUUCCCAGCUGAACUCUUCAACUAAUUUGGGGUUCCUAAAAAGUAAGAAGAAAGGAAAUCCUGAGGUCUGUGAUUCCCCUAACUUCACUGAUUAUUAACUACAUAAUUUGAGGAUAAUUUUUAAUUCUUUGAAAAUAUAAUUAUGCAUUCUUUUCAGAAAUGGCUGAAAUGUAACCUACUCUGCAUAUAAGUGAGUGAUUUAUUUACUCUAUUAGUUGGACACAUAUUCCAUCUACUUCCAAUUGUGUUUAAAGAUUUUAUUUUUCUUUCACAUAUCUCCUUUGAAGAGUAGUUUAACUUACUAAUACAGUUUUUGCAGCAUUUAGAUAUUUUUUUGUAGAAUCUUAUGUUUAGAAUUUUAUUUCACUAUAUCUGAAUUUAUAAGAAAUUAACACAAUUUAAAACAAAUCACCUUCCCAGCAAACAGUUAUCGUGGUACUCAUUAAUGCCAAGCAUGCAGACAGUACAUGUAGUUACAAAUAGAUUAAGAGAAUUUCUCAUUUUUCCCCUAUUCACAUUCUUUAGUGUUUAAUGUUGAAGCACCAUAACUGUUAAAAUAUUUACUGAAAAUAUUUAAUAGAUAACUGACUUACAUCAACACAACCAAAAUGUAUAUAUUCUCUUUAAUUUGACUAAAAAGUUUUGAUCAUUCUUUACUGUUUCAAUGAUGCUUAGUAGUAGGUUGCUUUGCCUUCUGCAAGAAUGUUCAGUAAUUCUAUAGUAAGUUCUGUUCAACCAAGCCUAAAUGAGCUCUGUCUUUCAAAGAUACUGACAGCAUUUUUAUGCUACCAUAGUUCCUACCUUAUUGUUUGUUUUGGGUUUCUGAUCUGUGAUCAAUGUAGGAAUUCAUUGCUCAGAAUUUCAUUUCUGAAACUUGCUCAGCUUUUGCUUUUAAUUUGGGAAGGGAUUGUGAACUUAGUGGUAAUAGGAGUCAUCACCUACCUUAUUCUUCCUUUCUUUCUUGCUCUUAGGAUUUUGUUUCUCCUCCGUAAUUUAUUUAGAAUCCCAGCACCAAGAGGUAGAGGCAGGUGGAUCUCGAUGAGGUCGUGGCCACCCAGGUCUACAUAGCAAGUUCCAGGCCAGCCAGCUGGAGCUACUGGGAUACUCUGUCUCAAAAAACAAACCAACUACAAAACACACAUGCGCGCGCAUACAAACAUACACACACACGCACAAUAACAAAAUCUUGUCAGCUUGAAGUAAUGAAUUUAGGAGACUAAUAUACAUAUAUUUUAGAUUUCCUCUUUAGUAAAUCCCUUUAUGUUGUAAUGAAUUUAGAAGACUAAUGUACAUUUUAGAUUUCCAUUUUAACAACUCCCUUUUUAGUCUCAAUUUGUUACAAGUAUCAUGAACUUUUAGUUCUUGUUUUAUGUAAGAAUAAAAACUUAUUUUCGUUCAGUUAUAUUUUUGUGACCACAUAAUCGUUUAUUCUGCACAAAGAAUUGAUAGAUUCAUCAGUUUAAAUAGACAAGCAAAUGGUUUUUGUCCGAUUUCUACAGUAACAAAUGAAUGUUAACGUGCACUACAGAGAAAUUAGCUGCUAAGAAACAUGCAAUUCCAGAGCCCAGAGAUUACUGUGUGCAGUGUGUUAAAGUGAAAUACAUUUGUGAAACAUGUCACGUAUUUGAAUACAUUCUUAUAUUCCGUACUUGACCGUCACAUUUAUUUGUUGUGCAAUAGUUAUUAAGCAGCCUGUAUGAAUCACUCAUUUUAUUUAUUUGCACAAGUAUUUGCCAGUGUGGUAGAAUGAAAAUGAUUGUAAAGUUAAGUUAAAAUUUAAGAAUUGCUUGUAUGUUAUUCUGGAAGUUAUUUGCUUGAAAAAGUAAGAUUAUUGUGACUACUGUUGUCUCACUCAUUUUUAUCACAAAUGGUAUAUUCAUUUUGAAUCAAUAAAGACACAAAACAAA
Nannospalax galili (Upper Galilee mountains blind mole rat) is the source of this 3507-nucleotide messenger RNA. It is a transcript of the gene Zc2hc1a, whose product is annotated as zinc finger C2HC-type containing 1A. The transcript is spliced from 9 exons. Bases 93 to 1061 code for a protein of 322 amino acids. The record is from RefSeq and is a predicted model, not a curated record. Lineage: Eukaryota; Metazoa; Chordata; Mammalia; Rodentia; Spalacidae.